UGAGGAGCCGCAGUCGCUGUUGCAGUUGUCAUCGCCUGUGUGUUGGGGACAGAGCUCCGGGAAUACUGUGCGAGUGGUGACCGAGCCUGCAGGCAUGGAAGAAGACGGGGCGGUGCCGGAAGACCUCUCAUCCGAAGAGAGAGAGGAAUUGUUGAAUAUCCGUCGCAGAAAAAAAGAGCUGAUAGAUGACAUAGAGAGGUUGAAGUUUGAAAUAGCGGAAGUGAUGACCGAAAUUGAUAACUUAACUUCUGUAGAAGAAAGUAAAACAUCUCAGAGGAAUAAACAGAUUGCCAUGGGAAGAAAAAAAUUCAACAUGGACCCUAAAAAGGGCAUCCAGUUUCUUCUUGAAAAUGACCUGUUGCAGAACACACCAGAGGACAUUGCUCAGUUCUUGUACAAAGGAGAAGGAUUGAAUAAAACAGUCAUCGGUGAUUAUUUGGGAGAAAGGGAUGACUUUAAUAUCCUUGUCCUUCAAGCAUUUGUUGAGCUUCAUGAGUUUGCAGACCUGAACCUUGUCCAGGCAUUAAGGCAAUUUUUGUGGAGUUUUAGGCUUCCUGGUGAGGCCCAGAAGAUUGAUAGAAUGAUGGAAGCCUUUGCAUCACGUUACUGUCUCUGUAAUCCUGGAGUUUUUCAGUCCACAGAUACUUGCUAUGUCCUGUCAUUUGCAAUCAUUAUGCUGAACACAAGCUUACACAAUCCUAAUGUAAGAGAUAAGCCAUCGGUGGAGAGGUUUAUAUCUAUGAAUCGUGGUAUUAAUGAAGGUGGGGAUCUCCCAGAAGAAUUAUUAAGGAAUUUAUAUGACAGUAUUAAGAAUGAACCCUUUAAAAUACCAGAGGACGAUGGAAACGAUUUGACACACACAUUUUUCAACCCAGACAGAGAAGGCUGGCUCUUAAAAUUAGGAGGAAGAGUAAAAACGUGGAAACGUAGGUGGUUCAUCCUGACUGAUAAUUGUCUGUAUUACUUUGAGUAUACAACGGAUAAAGAGCCAAGAGGAAUAAUUCCCUUAGAAAAUCUGAGUAUUCGCGAAGUUGAAGAUCCUCGUAAACCAAACUGCUUUGAACUCCAUAAUCCAAGUCACAAAGGGCAAGUUAUUAAAGCCUGCAAAACAGAAGCUGAUGGCCGAGUGGUUGAAGGGAACCAUGUGGUGUACAGAAUAUCUGCUCCAACCCCUGAAGAGAAGGAAGAGUGGAUCAAAUCAAUCAAAGCCAGCAUUAGCAAGGACCCCUUUUACGACAUGCUUGCAACACGGAAGAGAAGAAUUGCCAAUAAAAAAUAAUUGUGACUACCACAAGAAACCAAGCCUGUUUGAAGGGUUGAAUUCUAAUGCAGAAUAUGAACUGUUGCACCACCCAACGGGUCGGGAAAAAAUAGUGAGAAAAUCAAACAUACUGUAUUAUUGGACCACUUUAUUCUUUAAUACAUUAGGCAUUUAAAAAAAAAAAUCUAUGACAAAAAUAUAUUAAUCACCCUUAAAGGGACAGUCUAGGCCAAAAUAAACUUUCAUAAUUCAGAUAGGGCAUGUAAUUUUAAACAAUUUUCCAAUUUACUUUUAUCACCAAUUUUGCUUUGUUCUCUUGGUAUUCUUAGUUGAAAGCUAAACCUAGGAGGUUCAUAUGCUAAUUUCUUAGACCUUGAAGGCCACCUCUUUUCAGAAUGCAUUUUAACAGUUUUUCACCACUAGAGGGUAUUAGUUCAUUUAUUUCAUAUAGAUAACACUGUGCUCGUGCACGUGAAGUUAUCUGGGAGCAGGCACUGAUUGGCUAAACUGCAAGUCUGUCACAAGAACUGAAAUAAAGGGGAAGUUUGCAGACGCUUAGAUACAAGAUAAUCACAGAGGUUAAAAGUAUAUUAAUAUAACUGUGUUGGUUAUUCAAAACUGGGGAAUGGGUAAUAAAGGGAUUAUCUUUAAAAAACAAAAACAAAUUCUGGUGUAGACUGUCCCUUUAAACUGUCCUUAAUUUGUGCUGCAUUAAUAAUAGGUUACUACAGUAUAUAUUGUUAAUAUUUCUUCAAGGCGUUAGUUUAAAUAUCUAAAUAUUAGUUUUUUCCCUCCAUUUCCCAGUACAGGGAGCUAGGCCUUUAUGCAAUUUCUAAUGAUCUUCACCUAGCUGGGAUAUUCCUAGGAAUGUCGUUCAUUUCACUGUCAGCACCAAUAUCAGCUCAUGUUAUGUUUUGAGUAAAUUUGAGAAUAUCCAUAUAGAAAUGCAAGCAAAUGUAUUUAGAUCAAUAACAGUUAUAGUUUCCAGCUGAUGCUGCAUGAAGUCACCCUUAUGCAAAUGUACUUGUGCAGGAUUAUUCAAACGAAAAGUAUUACCCACUGGAAAUACCAAUGACAACACUGUGUAAUAGAAAUGUGUGCCUGCUAACAGUUGACUGUUAAAAGGAGCUUGACCGUUGACUUGAGUAUAACCUGGAAUCUACAAGUGACAUCAGAUCAAUAUUAUUAAAUGAAAAAUAUCUGCACUGCAGUUAAAGCAUCUGGUAACAUUACAAAUAUUGUGCCUCUGUAGAGACCUGUCUCAUUUUUGGGGGCCGAUUUAUCAAUGUCUGUUCCAACAUGAUACGCUGUAGUGUAUCAUGUCCGACAGACCUCGCUGAAUGCCGACAGCAUUAAAGUUUUCCGUAUUUUUGUAUAACACAUUUUAGCUCCUCAACACCCUGAAGGUUUAUUUAACCACUGUUUUUAGAAGAGCUGAUAUGGUCAUUUUUUUUUUCUCUUGAGAAAGCAGUGACCACCUGGUCCAACAUUUAGAUCUAUAUUAUUGCAUUUGAGUUUCUUAAAAGAAAAAGGGAGCCGAGAUAAGUCAAGAAUGACUAUUAGGGUAGACAAGCAUAUUGUUAAAACGUAAAGGAUAGGUCCAUAUCUGUCCAUUAUGCCUUUAAAAAAUAUUUAGUAUUUGUAUUUAUCUUUGAGUAUAAAAUGUCUUAUUCAUUACCAAUCAACUGUUAUGUUUAGACAGGGAUCUGACUUCCCAAUUGCUAUUUUUACCACUGAAUUAACAACUUUAUUUGUUCUCAGAAAGUGACUUUGUUUAAACUUUCUGUCACAAUUAGAGGGUGGUGGAACGGAAGGAAAAGAUAAGCUCUAAGGAACAUGAUAAAUAGCCAUUUAUUUUAUUUUAAAGAAAGAACAGUAAAUGAGAUAGGGAAAUAAUAUAUAAAUACACACACUUAUUAUUUUCUUUUGCAGAGAUUGGCCCUUUAAAAUGGCCUAUUUAAAACUGCAUUUCCCCCCAAGUUUUGUGUUGCAAAUAACUAAUUUACCUACAACUGAACUAAAAUACUGUAAUUGAAACAGAUUUUUUUUUAGUAUAAUAUGAAUCAUAUUAACAAACCUUUAGUUGUUUUAAUGGCAGCUAUAGAAAUGGAAUGGUACUCUAAAGGCAGUCCAGUUGAGAUGCAUUUGCAAUGUUUAAUAUUUCGGUAUCAUCCUUGCUAUCAUUAAAAGAAAUAUCCUGUACACAGUGUGAAUAUCUCUAGUUUGCGUUGUUGGAUCCUAAGUUUAAAUUGUAAUUUGCAGAUAAAAUGCCACAACCCAUAGUUUUGAAAAGGAUUCAUUCCUUAACUGUGAUGUUUACUCAAAUAGAGUAAUGGCUCCUUUGUAUUGUGGAUACCCCCCCAAUAGUCUCUUGUGCAAAGGCACGUGAUACAUUUUAUUAAAGGGAUUUUCAAAAGUUGAAAGGUAAAACAAUAAAAAAAGGGACGAUAUUUACCUCACAAUUUCUUCAGCUCACUAGAGUAAGUGCUCUGUGAACAUAUACCUUUAGCUACUGUCCAGCUACAAGUUGGGAGGGAAAAAAUAGCCAAUUAGCAUCAGCAGUGCUGAGGUCAUGAAUUGUUUUGCUGUGAUCUCAUGAGAUUUCACUAAAAUAUGAGAUUUCAUAGUAAACUUCCUUAAACUGAAUAGGAAAAUAACAUGACUGUGCUGCACAUAACAGAUGCACACUCCCUUGCAAGUCCUGGGACUAGCAUUCUGAUUGGCUGCCUAGUCUCUUUACAGUGGGGUGUGAAUACUUAAGAAAUUUUGAGGUAAAUAUGUCCCUUUUUUAUAUAGAUAUUCAGGUGAUAUUUUCUAGUCGUCUUUUUAAAGCUAUGCUGCAUCACUUUCAAGUGUUUCAACAUUUGGGUAUCAUGUCCCUUAAGUAAGACUUUAAUUUAUUUAGCUGCAGACAUUAUUUCUGGCAAUCAGGAUCUGUACAAUAUUUUAUUUACUUUCAGUAAAAUGGAGAAGCUAAGCCAAAAAGUGUAGAAAUAUAUGCUUGUGCUACAGAAUAACUAUGUUAACUACUAAAUUAAAAAUUAAAUGAAAUAUUCUUAAUUUCAUUAACAUGCAUGAUAACCAAUCUCUUUGCUCCUUAAAGAUCACAGCUUUGACAAAUGCAUCCAAUCAUGCAUGCUGUUCUCAGACAGGAAAUAGCUCUUUUUAAUAUUUCAACAAAUAUUUUAGUAAUUUUGCCUUAAACACCCGUCCCAUAGUUCAUAUUAAACCCACUUCCCAUGGUGCUUUUUAAUACUAUGUAAAGCAAAAAUUGCAAUGGCCUUAGUGGGACUGAUAAUUUAGAAGUAUAGCCGUCUUUUUGUGUUCAGUGUUUGUCACACUUUCAGACUUCUUUACCAGCAUUUGUGUUUUUCAUAUUUGUUCUUUCUUUGGAAACCAUAUGGCAAAAACUUGCAAAAAAUAAAAUAAAAAAAAUGUAAAGGUCAAGAUUCAGCUGGCCUAAAUCUUGCUCUCAGAAAACAAGUUAACUUUUUUAUGUCAUUUAAUAAUUUGUGCUUUUACAAUACAAUGUUUGUAUCUGAGAGGAGCAUGUUCAGUAAAAUGCCUUUAUACAUAUGUUCUAAUAGGUCAUUUAUAGACCAGAAAUGACAUUAAUGUGUUUACCAUUAUCUUAUUUAUUUUAGAAAAUUCAAAAUGUUUAUAUUUUGCAUUGAACUAUAAUUUUAAGAUGUAUAUACUGUACAGUUGUAUAUUAUGUUUGCCUAUGUGAAAAAAACAUGUAAACUAGUUCUUUGCAUGAAGAAUUCUGUAUCUUUCAAAAGUAUACGACUCAAUAUAAAUGGAUAAAGCAAAUACUGUUAUUAGCUUUCAUGAACAAUAAUGAAGUAUUAUUAAAAGUAA
Bombina bombina (fire-bellied toad) is the source of this 5122-nucleotide messenger RNA. It is a transcript of the gene CYTH3, whose product is annotated as cytohesin 3. NCBI's taxonomy places the organism in Eukaryota, Metazoa, Chordata, Amphibia, Anura, Bombinatoridae. Gene Ontology annotation, biological process: regulation of ARF protein signal transduction. The record is from RefSeq and is a predicted model, not a curated record. Bases 95 to 1279 code for a protein of 394 amino acids. Gene Ontology annotation, molecular function: guanyl-nucleotide exchange factor activity. The transcript is spliced from 13 exons.